UUAUGUUGACACACCGCUUAGCGCGCGCUCAGUAGCUAUGUGUACACCCCGCUCCGCUCGCCCUAGUGGCUCUAUAGCUCUCAGCUCACACCUGUACCACACGCCAACCUCCUGUGCUUUCUUUCGAAGCAACCAUAGCUGACAUCAACAAGGAAUGCCCAUAUCUGACAUCUGUCUGGACCUCGAAGACGAGUUCGACUACCAGGAGCUAGAACGCUUACACCUAGAGGACGCAAUUCGUUAUUCGACUCGUACCGUGCCUAGCGAAGACAUGGACCGCAGAACUACUCCACGUGGCUCGCCUCCGAUGAGCGCCACUGGGUAUGGUGGACCAGGGCCGCGCUAUCCAGUUCCGCGAUCCGUAUACGAGGCUCAGGCAUCACUCAACGAUGGCAUCAGAACCUCGCCGUCAGGGUCGCCCACUCCUCCACACAAUGCUUCGAAGCACGAUCCAAUUUCCUGUCUGCCGAUGCCGCGGUCCGUUCGCAAGCCCCAGGUCCCGCAAGAGCACAUAGAUGAGAGACCGAAUCGCUUGCGCAGUCUUCCAACGAGCAUCGCCCAAAACCGCGGCUUGGGAGCCUCUGCACCUGUUCCGCAGUCUGUUCGCCAGAGCCAAGCACCACAAGCAAAUCCAAUCGGCAAUACGGCCUCCUCUCGAUCUCCUCUAACGAACACCACUCGGGACAGCGGCAUGGACGGUCAGGCAGUGCAUCACAUUCAACCUCCACAGCACUAUCUCCAACGUCAAGAGCCCUGCGCGCACGCGAGUGACAGCCCAAAUAUGCCUCGCUACCUUCCGACAAGUAGUGCUGGAAAUGGCGGCCUAAGCCUGCAUCUUCCCGUUCCACAAUUCAUCCGUCAACGUCAAGCUCAAGGCAAACUCAUGAGUGAGAAUGCUAACCCAUCACGCAUGCCCACUACGUCCGGUACUCUGACACGAGGCGGACGCGGACAGCCUCCAAUUCCGCGAUCUAUUCUUCAUCAGUAUCAAGCACCUGGCGAACCCACGAACCGUAUCAACACCCCACGUCCAUUUCCUUCAAUGGCUGCUAGUUACGAGAACAGCGAUCGAGGAGCGCGUCUUCUUCCACCUUCGGGACCUCAGGUGACUGAUACUCGGUCUUCUCCGUUCAACUUUCCCGCUCUGAGAACGUACUCCAGUUUUGAUCGGUACGGCUCCGGUCCGAACGGCGGGUCCAUGGCCAAUAGAUCAAGAAUGCCAGACCUGGUGGACGCUUCUACACCUCUUAGCCGUUUGACCCGACGUCCGGUUCCACGGGAGAUCCGUGCUUCGCGAUCCGGCAACGGCUAUCAAGCUCCUCCCCAACGCUCUGCCAUCCAGACUCAGCAGUCCCCCAUACUACGAGGAGCUCCACAAGCCCAGGGGCCACAAGUCACACAGCCCUCUCAACGCGGAACACCGAAUCCGCCCACCCAUACGCGGCGGAUCCCGCGUCCACUCAUCCCAGGCAUGCCUCGCAACCAGCGGAUAGGCUUCUUCCAGCCGCCUCCACCUCCGCCGUUCAAAGCGCAACUCCAGAACUACGAAAUCGUCUCCAUGGCAGAGCUCCCAUUAGGUGCUCGCUGCGAGAUCUGCUAUGAGCUGUAUGAUGACAGCGAUCACUAAGCUCUUCGGAUCUGAUGUGGUCAUGUGUUCCAUGGGGAGUGUCUUCAGAAUUGGGUGAAUAGUGAGAUGCGGAAUGCGCAUACGUGUCUGAAGUGUCGGGGGACUUUGGCUGGGCAUCUGAGGAGGGUUGACAGUUAAGGGUGGUUGGCUGAGGGGGACUGUUGGUGAGUCGAUGGGGUGUACAUGACUGCAG
Molecule: messenger RNA, 1820 nt
Organism: Trematosphaeria pertusa
Lineage: Eukaryota; Fungi; Ascomycota; Dothideomycetes; Pleosporales; Trematosphaeriaceae
Exons: 1
Coding region: 155-1627 (490 amino acids)
Source: RefSeq, a predicted model, not a curated record